This is a messenger RNA of Fusarium verticillioides 7600, 4941 nucleotides long. Its product is annotated as phosphoketolase. Gene Ontology annotation, molecular function: aldehyde-lyase activity. Bases 1203 to 2969 code for a protein of 588 amino acids. NCBI's taxonomy places the organism in Eukaryota, Fungi, Ascomycota, Sordariomycetes, Hypocreales, Nectriaceae. Gene Ontology annotation, biological process: carbohydrate metabolic process. The transcript is spliced from 2 exons. The record is from RefSeq and is a predicted model, not a curated record.
AGAAACUCCCUCGUUGGCUCUGCCAAGCCCAUCAGCACUUUGAGCAAUUUGACUCUGCGAUUGACUUUGGUAGUGAUUACGAUUACAAUCCUCAGAACCUCUCACAGCACGACUUUUACCUACAGCGGGAGGUGGCGCUAGCAAUGCCAUGCCCUUCCCGUUUUGGUGGCAGCAAAAAGCACUAACACUACCUACAUAUCGAGAUCCAUACAAAGAUACAUCAGACCACUUUUUGCAACGACCAUCAACAUCCAUCGUCACCAUCCGAAGCUCCAGAACGUGUCGAAGCUGUCCACCCUUGACUCGUUCUUGGCUGAUAUCUGCCAACAAGAAACAAGAGCUAAAGAGCUAGCCAACCUUACUAGGGUACCUAUACCGAUCUCCCCUUCUGUGCCGCCGGCGGAGGACGAGAUAUCGAUGUCCUCCGGGCAGACCACUUCGCUGCCCAUCCCAUCCCAUUCCACUGUCUAUCCUGUCUUGUCCUCCGGUCCGUCUUCCUUGCUCUCUUCCGCUCCUUAUGCCUCUUCUGAAUAGGCACGGUAGGUUAGGCAAUUGGGAACGUCCCCCACGCACGCCACUAUCUUGCCCAUUGCUCAUCUCAUUACCCAUCUUGUGUCUGAACUUUGAGCCGCCCAGCCCAGCAACCUCCUACCUACGGUACUACGUGCCAUCCAAUCCGUGACAGUGGUCGUCUACACCCACGCCCUCGCUCUCGCUCUCGCCCUCAGCCGUGCAGAAAACCUAUCUCAUCUCCCUCGUACUCCAAUUGGAUCACCAUCCUGCUGUAACCUCUGCUGAUCUCCUCAACGGCCGUCUACCCAUACGUAGUAGUUCCAUGGGCCAUGGGUUUACGUUACCCUACCCAAUCUGCGGCAAAGACUUCAAACUAAGCCUGGUAUAGUAUGUACAUACAUGCCGUAGCAUGUAGCAUGUAGCAGGUAGGAAUUAGCAUAGCCUUUCCUUUCCUUUCCCUUCGGCGUUCUCUCACCGCACUCCCCGUUAUGCUCUACACCUACCUCUCUUCUCCUCUUUCCUUGGCAACCCCUUCAGGUUUCUCGUAUAAGAAGUCUUGGAAGCUCUGCGUAUAGAGUUCUCUCCUUUGUUCUUUUCUUCUCAUCUCUCAUCCCAAGAGUUCAACCUCACUCACAACUCUUACAACCUCAUCACUUAUAUACAUAUAUCCUAAUCACCCUUACCCCCCAAUGACAGAGGAAGUCAAAUCUAUCUCGCCCUUCGGCAUUGCCCGCUCAACUGUCAAGGGCGAGCCUCUCUCCAAGGAGGAGAUCCAGCAGUACAAUGACUUCUUCAAGGCCAGCUGCUAUCUCUCCUUAGGCAUGAUCUACCUCAAGGAGAAUCCUCUUCUUCGAGAACCCCUCAAGGCCGACCAUCUCAAGCUUCGAUUGCUUGGCCACUUUGGCUCUGCCCCCGGCCAAAUCUUCACAUAUAUGCACUUUAACCGUCUGAUCAAGAAGCACGAUCUUGACGCUCUCUUCAUAUCUGGUCCCGGACACGGUGCCCCCGCUGUCCUGUCUCAGUCUUAUCUGGAGGGUGUCUACACUGAGGUGUACCCUGACAAGACUCAAGAUGCUGAGGGUAUGCAAAAGUUCUUCAAGAGCUUUUCGUUCCCAGGUGGAAUUGGCUCUCACGCUACUCCUGAAACCCCUGGAUCUCUCCAUGAGGGUGGUGAGCUGGGUUACUCCAUCUCACAUGCCUUUGGUGUUGUCUUCGAUAACCCCAACUUGAUUGCUCUUACUAUGGUCGGUGAUGGUGAGGCCGAGACUGGUCCCCUGGCUACCGCCUGGCACAGCAACAAGUUCCUCAACCCGAUUGUUGACGGUGCUGUCCUCCCUGUUCUUCACCUUAACGGUUACAAGAUCAACAACCCCACAGUCCUUGCUCGAAUCUCACACCGAGAACUCGAAUGCCUCUUCAUCGGUUAUGGCUGGCAGCCAUACUUUGUUGAGGGCGACGAUGUUGAGACUAUGCACCAGGCUAUGGCUGCUACUCUCGAGCACUGCGUGGACGAGAUCCGAAAGAUCCAGAAGGAGGCUCGUGAGUCCGGCGAGGCCAAGCGACCUCUGUGGCCCAUGAUCGUUCUCCGAAGUCCCAAGGGUUGGACUGCCCCUCGCAAGGUUGACGAUAAUUACCUCGAGGGCUACUGGCGAGCUCACCAGGUGCCCAUCUCAGACCCCGCCACAAACCCUGCUCACCUCAAGGUCCUUGAGGAUUGGAUGCGAAGCUACGAGCCCGAUCGUCUAUUUGACGAGUCUGGCGCGCCUAUUGCCUCUCUCCGUGCUCUUGUGCCUGAAGGUAACCGACGAAUGAGCGCCAACCCCGUCGCCAACGGUGGUGCGCUUAGGAAGCCGUUGAGAAUGCCCAACUUCAAAGACUACGCCAUCAAGGUUGACAGCCCCGGAAACGUCAUGAACGCCAGCAUGACCAACAUGGCUGUCUUCCUCAAGGAUGUCAUUGCUGAGAACCAGACAAACUUCCGUCUCUUUGGUCCUGAUGAGACUGAAUCUAACAAGCUUGGCGGUGUCUACGCUGCCGGGAAGAAGGUCUGGAUGGGCGAGUACUUCGAGGAGGAUGACAACGGUGGUAACCUUGCCAAGGCUGGCCGUGUCGUUGAGAUGCUUUCUGAGCAUAACUGUGAAGGCUGGCUCGAGGGUUACCUCCUCAGUGGUCGCCACGGUCUUCUCAACAGUUACGAGCCUUUCAUUCACGUUAUUGACUCCAUGGUCAACCAGCACUGCAAGUGGAUCGAGAAGUGUCUCGAGGUUGAGUGGCGAGCCAAGGUUGCCUCUCUCAACAUCCUCUUGACUGCCGUUGUCUGGCGUCAAGAUCACAACGGUUUCACUCACCAAGAUCCCGGUUUCCUCGACGUUGUCGCCAACAAGAGCCCCGAGGUUGUCCGCAUCUACCUUCCUCCUGAUGGCAACUGUCUGCUUUCUGGUAUGUCUAACUCAUGAUCUUAGUCUGAUCUUGACUAACUUGCCACAGUCAUGGACCACUGUCUCCGAUCAGUCAACUACGUCAACGUUGUUGUUUCUGAUAAGCAGGAGCAUCUUCAGUACCUCUCCAUGGACGCUGCCAUUGAGCAUUGCACCAAGGGUAUUGGUAUAUGGCCUCAGUUCUCCACCGAUGCUGGACAGGAUCCCGACCUGGUCAUGGCCUCUUGCGGUGAUAUCAGCACUCAUGAGUCUUUGGCCGCCAUUGAUCUCCUGCUCGAGCACUUCCCUGAGCUCAAGAUUCGAUGCGUCAACGUUGUUGAUCUCUUUAAGCUGAUCCACCCCAGCGACCACCCCCACGGUCUCCCCGACUCUGAGUGGACCAGCCUCUUCACUGAUGACACACCUGUCAUCUUCAACUUCCACAGCUACCCCUGGAUGGUGCACCGCCUGACAUACAAGCGUCCUGGUAGCCGCAACCUCCACGUUCGCGGUUACAAGGAGAAGGGCAACAUCGAUACACCUCUCGAGCUUGCUAUUCGCAACCAGACUGAUCGAUUCAGUUUGGCCAUCGAUGCUAUCGACCGCAUGCCUCAACUCCACAACCGGGGCGCCUCGGCCCGCCAGGCUCUGCUCAAUGCACAGAUCCAGGCCCGCAACGAGGCCUUUGAGACAGGCAUGGACCCUCCCUUCCUCAAGAACUGGACCUGGAAGCGCAAUGGCCUUUGGAAGAAGGUUGCCGACGGCCUUGUCUCUCGAUAGACGAAUAUAGAAACAUUUUACAGGUCAAGGAGAAACGGAUGCAGCCCAUCGCUGGAUAUCCCUUCACGGUACCAAAGAUUUCUAGACUGAAACGAAUAGAUGAAAUAAAUUCAGCGAAAAUAAGACGGUGGGCGUUGCUGGGUGGUCGGUUAUCAUGUUAACAAGAUGUUAUUUUCCUAUUUCUUCUCAUCUUACAAAUUUCUACAGUUAUGCAAUACGAAUCGUUCAAAGUAGUUCCCAUGAAACACUCAAUUCUGAACUGCUUCUCUCUUCAUAUGAUACUGCGUCAUGCCCAGAUCAGGGAACUCACUUGUUUCAACGACCUUGAACCCAAACUUCUCAUACAGGCCCCUUCCUUCGCCAGAGCUAUUUAGAUAAGACAUCCAACCUUCUCGGUCGGCUCUCUCAACACCGAAUCUCAUAAGCACAGAUCCUACGCCCCGUCGCUGUGCUUCUUUUGCAGUGGCAAUCGUGCUUAGGAACCAAUGCCUCUCACCAGCGACGUGUUUGAAAGUCUCAUCAGCAUUCCUCUGAAAGAAAUCCGCCGCGGUCGCUUGGUCUCCCGAAGCAGGAAACGUAGAAGGGUCGAUCUGCUUUCCCGACAAUGGUGGGUUUUCUCUACGUGCCCAGCGCGCCCAGCCGACGAUUUUAGAAUCGUCCUCUGCGACGAGCAUGAAAUUGUCAUCCUUGUCGUCGAUGUUGGUUUGGAGAAAUGAAGCUUGGAAGGCUUGGACAUCAGGAGAUGAUGGGGGGAAGCAACGCUUGUUUAGAGGCGAGGAAGAGAAUGCGGAGAAGAAGACGGCGAGCAUUUGGGGGAUGUCUUCGGGCGUUGCUGGGCGGACUGUUAAGGGUGACAUGACUGCGGGUGGUGAAAGGUUGAAGUUGUGAUUUAGGUAGAAUGGAGAGAACGUUGGUAUAAGUUCUUUGGCCAAUGGGGUGAGUCACGCCGAUAAAACAAGAACAUAUGUUGAGAUAUCAACCGGUCAGCCACAAGCACUGAUACAGAGAUCACUUUUGAUACUAUAACCAACACAACAGAAAACUAAGCCAGCACGAGAGUGUAAGUUGGAAAAUUGACUAGCCUUUAUAAUUCACUACUACAGGUAUUGGUCAACUCAAUCAUAGCUUGUGAUUCGCCAGAUAACGAAAGAACGGCGACUAUAUUCUCCAACUAGGUCAGGUUCCUGACUAGUUCAAACGCUCUCGUAGUGUUCUCAUGAUUAAUUCCGAC